This is a messenger RNA of Setaria italica (foxtail millet), 1265 nucleotides long. Its product is annotated as protein STRICTOSIDINE SYNTHASE-LIKE 2-like. The coding region runs from base 420 to 1265 and encodes 281 amino acids. The record is from RefSeq and is a predicted model, not a curated record. The transcript has 5 exons. NCBI's taxonomy places the organism in Eukaryota, Viridiplantae, Streptophyta, Magnoliopsida, Poales, Poaceae.
GAUUAGCAGCCUAGUGGGCUAGUGGCUACUGGCGAGCGCUGCAUCUUGCACGGCCGGCCGCACCAGCGGAUCGGACGGUGGCGGCCUGGAGUCUGGAGAUCGGAGCAACGGUGAGACAGCAACAGAAUAUGUACGAAUUCAGUAAGACCGUCGUCGGACGGGACGUACAGCCGGCUCCCUCCCAGUGAUCGUGGACGCCGGACCGGAUCGGAUGGCAGCAGAGAACAUUAACGCCCCCGGCCGGCACCGUGGCAUCUGCUUUAUAUAGCUCAGAGACCUCAAGAGCAAUGCCACACCGCUGGUAGCUCACCUAGAACAAAUCUGCACCGGCCUUGCGUCGUCGUUGCACAGUGCAGAAUUUACUCUGCUGCCAGCUGCGUCCCUGCUUCUUCCUCUUCGUCUCCGUCUCUGGCGGCGAUAUGCGCGCGGAGGUGCUGGUGCUCGCCGUGCUCGUCGCGGCCGCGGCCUUCCUGUCUCUCGACUCGCUCAGCGACGUCAGGCGGCUCGAGAUAGGGAACGGCGACGACGUCGAGCUGGUCCCGCUACUCGACGGCGCCGCGGGGCCCGAGAGCAUCGCCUUCGACGAGAGCGGCGGCGGGCCGUACACGAGCGUGUCGGACGGGCGGGUCCUCAGGUGGCUGCCGGAGGAGCGGCGGUGGGUGGAGCACUCCUGCUCGGCGCCGGAGCUGAGAGUUGCGUAUCUUUCGAUUAAGAAGAAGAAUAAACGUUUGUACAACGCGGGCCUUUCGGACGCAUGCACACGGCUGGGCAGUUGCAAAGGCUCUCAGGACCCGGGCCGGAAGCACGAGUGCGGGCGCCCACUGGGCCUCAAGUUCAACAGCGAGACGGGGGAGUUGUACGUCGCGGACGCGUACCAUGGGCUGGGAGUUGUACCACCUCGUGUUAAUGACACCCUAAAGAUACCAAUGAGAAGUGACACCGAAGCACCUGAAGGGGAAUUCUUGGAACUAUUAGAAGGACCUUCGGAAUUUGAGGAGAUCGUUGAAUUGAUCCCCUGUGAAGCCAGUCCGUCAGACAAUGCUAACAUUUUUACAGAUCAAGGCAAGCCCCGGUGCAUUUAUACCUAUCUACUUUGGAGAGUGGUCGGGCCGGAGGAUCACGUGUCCAGACCGCUGCUGGUGCUGCCGGAGUGGCAAGGGAGCCGCCGCCACCGCCCGUUCAGCUUCGCCAACGGCGUCGAGAUCGACCACGAAACCGGAGCCAUCUACUUCACCGAGACCAGCACAAGGUUUCAGAGGAGGUGA